Messenger RNA from Fulvia fulva, 3303 nucleotides. RefSeq lists its product as uncharacterized. Lineage: Eukaryota; Fungi; Ascomycota; Dothideomycetes; Mycosphaerellales; Mycosphaerellaceae. The transcript has 2 exons. The coding region runs from base 1 to 3303 and encodes 1100 amino acids. The record is from RefSeq and is a predicted model, not a curated record.
AUGUCUAGUAUGGGGGAUCUGAGUUGCGAGAAUGAGGACGAGAUAUACAUGACAGGCGAGGAAGACUUGAGUCAGGAGGACGAAUCAAACACCGCGCAUCACGACCCAGAUGUGACUCGCUCGGGCAUCGAAGUACGCCCUUUACAAGGGAAUGCGCAAGAGGCCCAGCUGACUGUGCAUAUUCCGGCUGCCCAGGACGAAAACACAAGUCAUCCCGGGUCAGCGUGGUCUUCUUCGUCCGAGGAAGAGGAAGACAUGGAAGAAAUUUGUGACGAUGCGGAACAUGAGAAUGACACCGAAGCUCAGGAAGCUGUCAUUACUGAACACAAAACAGAGGAAGGGGAGCAACCACUCGUUGCAGACAUUUCGGGAGGAAGGCCAUCUGACAAUGCAUCAGAUCAUGCAGACAAAGAUGCGACCCCGCGAAGCAUUGAUAGCGCAGUUGCAGUCGGGGAUCCUUUGGAAGAUGAAACUGACCUCUUUUCCGAUUUUGAUGGAGCAUGGUCGGACGAUGAGUCGUAUGAUAUCUCUGGCGAGUCCGCGGAGGACGAUGGACGCGGCGAUGUGGCAGUAGAAGAGGUCGGGCCUCGGCCACGGCUUCGAACAGCAACUCUUGAAGAUAACGACGCGGAUGAUGAAUCGUCUCCGGUAUCACCAUCACUCUGGCGAGCUCAGGAGGAACUAGCGCUUGAGCGUCGUCCGCAUCUUAGAGGUCGCCGGUUGUCGAUCACCGACCAAUACAAAGAUCUUGACUUGCGCCGAGGUCGAGGUAAUAUCGAGACUGCCGCCAAACGUGCCAUGCACCGUAUCGACAAGAAAUUCGACAGCCUCGCAGCAUACGAACGCCCUCAUGAAGGUGGAGAGCGCAUGGGCGAUCCUCGAGUGAAGGCGCAUCUACGGCCAGGGGAGCACGUGAACACGCCGCGCAAGCCAUCGCCGUUGAGACGGUACGAGAGCGAAAAAGCUAUCGUGAACGAAACAGAUGUCGCGGAGCCCCGGUCUCCUGAUUGUGUACUGUUGCCCCGACCUUCUGAUGAGGAGAGACGCGGAUGGGCUGACGAUGACACGAGACGAGCACUCAAGAGGAAGUGGCGCCAAGAUGCAACAGAUCAAAUCAUGCCAGAGGACGUGGAGACUACCUCGAAUCGCCUUGCAGAGCUGCUGAAUGAGGACUCCGCGGAGUCGGUCGAGCUGGACCACACUUCGCUCGCUGUACUUAUAUCUGCUUGCCAGCAAGCAUCGACGUCGGAUGAUACAGGCUUGAGACUAGCACUCUUAGUGUCAGAUCGCGACGCUGAGUCACGCCAGUUCAACUACACGAGAACAGCGAGCAGGGACCUGGCUCCAAGGCUCGACAUACCUCUACGAAGUGGUCCGAUUCAAGAGAGUAGCGAGGAAUAUCUUGUCUCUCCAAUUAGCAGUGACGCAGACGAGCAAGGACAAUCACCCUUGCCUACCAGCGCUCAGGAGCUCGUGGCUACAACAGGCAUGACCACGGAGGGAGCACUUGCUGCGGCCGAAGAGUGGAACCGACGUUGCGACGAAUACCCACUGUCCGAACCGGCGAACGGGACCAAGCCAAAAGAUGCUGGUGAGCGGCUGGCCAAAAAGCGAACCAAGGCAGUAUUUGAAUGGGACUUCGAGGAUUAUCUACUGCGUCGUCAAGGCUUGGAGAGGCAAGCUCCUCUUCGACUACCAGAAGAUCCUAGAGAGCGGGCUGAGUUUGCUCGAGCUAUGGCCCACUUCUAUCGCUAUGAGCGAGACGAAGCAAGGCGUAAGGUUUCCUUUCUGUUCGAAGAAGCUCAACAUGUUCAGCGCCUGAGAGGCGAACGAGAUAAGCUGCGGCGAGACAUGAGUGAUUACCAAAAAGCGAUCGGACAGAACUUCACGGAGGUUGCCGCUUUGGAACAGAAGCUCAGACAGAAGUGUCAGCGUUGUGGUCUGUCGAGUGAUAACCACAUCGAUAACACACCGGCCGGCGAUACUGUCAGAUGCUUAGAUAGCAGACAUGCCGAGCUGGAACAAGAGGUGACGGCAGCAAGAGAGCGAAUACAAGCUUUGGAGGGGGAGAAUGGAGAGCUGGAAGCGUCCCUCGAGAAGAGGAAGGCCAAGAUGGCUGAACUGAAACAACACACGCUCACCUGGAAACAGAAGGCCGACGCCGCACAGGCACAAGCAGAACAAGUUCAAGAGCUUGCCGAUUGUGAGCUAAGACGUCGCGCAUACGAAAGGGUAUACACAAGUAGUGGCACGGAUCCGGCCGACUCGACUAAGCAAGAAAUCGACGACUCGACACAGGAGCUUCAAAGGCAGUACGAUGAGCUGGCAGCUGAGCAUCGCGAGUGCAGGCAGAGACUGGAGCAGAAGACACAGGAUCAUCACGAUGAUUUGAGGAAGUCGGGUGAUAAUCAGAGAGAAUUGCGCGCAGCGAUGGACCAGCUCGAGAGUCAGCGUGCUGCACUCGAGUCUCAACUCAAGCGACUGGCCUCGGAUCAGCGUACCACUGCACUUCCUGACACGAGAUCGGCUUCUACGACAAGACCAUUCACGCCUCCAGAUAGGUUGAUCACUUUGGACGCCGUGACUCCGUCCAUGAUCAUUACCCGGCCGACGCCGCCCAAGAUCGACGUUGAUGUGAACUCGACACUGAGCGCUGAUGAAGUGCAUACCACUUCAGUUCAGACUCCCUGCACUCCCGGACUGACAGCGUUUCUGGACGAGCGACCACCUUCUACUCCAGCGAUAGAGCGAUCCGAAAGCUGGCACGAACGCAAUGCCAAAGUCAUGGAGUCUUCGACAUAUCUGGAAACGACCAGAAAGUUGCAAGCCUGCCGACAAGAACAACGAAAAGCCGAGCUGAGAGCCAAAAAGUACCGAGAUCAAGCAUAUUUCGACCUUUUCGGGGAAUCCUUUCAGCCGGUGACGGAGUCUGAGAAGAAGAAGAUCUACUAUGGCAUAGCGCAUCAGUCCAGACGUGGUCACUGCGAGCAGCAGCAGCGUGGUGGGGACAAAUUACGCGCGCAGGAGAGAAUCAAGCAAAGGUCCAGCGCUGAGACCACAUAUCACGAAGACAACAAGGCAAGACUGAGUGCUGCUAGGGACGAUUACAAUGCACGCAGUCCCACGAAGCCAUAUCGAGUGACUACUCCUGACCAUGAGGACAACCAGGCGAACCUCCAGAGAAGGCUGUGGGGUGGUGCUCAAAGCCCUGCACCACUGGAAGCAUCUCGCACCUUGCCAAAUGCUGUUCCUGGCGGUCCGGUAAAGCAGUCGGGGCUCAAGAGAAAGCUCUGGGGGGUGUAA